Molecule: messenger RNA, 1252 nt
Organism: Branchiostoma floridae (Florida lancelet)
Lineage: Eukaryota; Metazoa; Chordata; Leptocardii; Amphioxiformes; Branchiostomatidae
Product: G-protein coupled receptor 143-like
Exons: 6
Coding region: 56-832 (258 amino acids)
Biological process (GO): G protein-coupled receptor signaling pathway
Cellular component (GO): membrane
Molecular function (GO): L-tyrosine binding; dopamine binding; L-DOPA binding
Source: RefSeq, a predicted model, not a curated record
GUUCGUUUUUUUUCCCAACAGUACGACUUCUGAGCGGGAACACCCCGCCGCGAUCAUGGCCUCGCUGCACGAGGAGUCGUUCUACUGCAUCCCGGAGACGAAGCUGAGCCUGCCCGAGCGGCCGGCGUACUGCGGGGUGGCCAUCGGCGCGGCGGUGUUGGGGCUCGGCGGGGCCGGCUGGCAGGUGGUGCGGUGGCGGGGGCGGCUCGCGGGGGCGGCGCAGCGGCGGAGACCGUCCCCCAACCCCGUCAUCGUGUUCUGUCUCGCCCUGUCCGACUUCAUGGCCUGCAUAGGAGUGAUAGCCCGGGCCGUCGGCAUCCUUGUGAUAGACCCACCGAUAGAACUGGGCCCUGGCGUCUACGUACCAGCACAGGGCAUCACGGCGAUAUAUGCGGGCAGUACUAUAGAGAUCAUUAACCUGUACUUCUACAGCGCCACGUACAUGUGGACUCUGGUGUACGCAAUAGACAUAACCAUGCAGCUCAAAAACAUCGACGUCCCGAUGUCUCUGUACCACGUGCUGUGCUGGACAGGCCCGGUAGUGUUUGUGGGGCUGAGCAUGUUCAGCGUCUUCUUCGAUGUGCCCUUGGCCCCGGGAGGGGACAUUCAGCAGUGCGCCUCAGGGUUCCACCUGGUGUUACACUACAUCUUCUCGUACACACCGAUCGUCAUUGUCAUGCUGGCCAACCCAGCCAUCUACAUCACCGCCUCUAGGCUAAUUGAGCUCACAGUACCGCCCAUGCUCGGCAGAUACACGCAGAGAGAGCGGCAGGUCAUCUCCGCUAUCAAAAUCAAGUUCCUCCUCAUUGUAGUGGUCUUCACUCUGUGGUAAGUUACGUAUAUAUUUGAUUCUAGUAUUUAGGACUGGAGGACCAGUCUCUCUUCGCGACCGAUUAGCUUUUAAGUUAAGGAUUUUUAAGCUCUCCGUUGGUGUUAGAGUAGCCUGUACUCCAGCCUUGUUCGUUUGGUCCGCUUCCGAAGUUCGCUGCCCUACCCGCGAACCCCGCGAACAAGGCUGGACUCGAGGCUAGUGUUAACGUUAUAGGAUUAUAGGGGAAGAGUAUGGGAAUACUGGAAAUGCUCUGACACCUAAGCUAACAAUUAAUGAGGCCGGAUCUGUAAUGAUACGUAGCUUUUCAGCAUUUUAUUGGCCUCGAUAAUACAAUAGCCCUAGGUGCAGCGAUACAGAUAGGACUGUAUUAAAUGAGGUAAGGUUUUGAACCACUUACACCGGGAAGGAUGGCCGACCUGU